CUUGAAAUGUCACUCAGGUGGAAGGACCCGCCCCCUCUGUAUAUAUUCUCCUGUCAGGCUGCAGAGAGGCGAGGCCCUGCAGCUCUUUCACCUCUUCUCAGCUGGAUCUGACCAACGACAUCUGCAAAAAUGAUGAACGGGAUGAUCGUGAAGAACAUGUCCUUCAAGGUCGGACAGACCCUGACCAUCACCGGAGUGACCAAGCCUGAUGCCACAAAUUUUGCUGUGAAUAUCGGUCCUAACGAGCAGGACAUUACGAUGCACAUCAACCCCCGCUUCAACGCCCACGGAGACGAGAACACCAUCGUCUGCAACUCGUACCAGGGGGGUACCUGGUGCGAGGAGCAGCGUGGGGACGGAUUUCCUUUCCAGCUGGGGGAAGAGUUCAAGAUGAGCAUUGAGUUCACCCCCUCUGAGUUUGUGGUGACUUUCUCGGACGGCUCUACGAUUAACUUUCCAAACCGCAUGGGAGCAGAGAAAUACUCUGUCAUCAACUUCGACGGGGAGGUUCGCAUCAGAGGCCUCGAGAUCAAGUAAACCCUCAGCCCUUCCACGAAUCCUCAGAACCAUUUCUCUUCUGUUCUUUUUCAGUUUGUCUAGCAGCAUAAUGCCAACGGUGUUUAUCACGUGAUAUUAGAUAAUAGAAGAGUUUAGCUUGUUGAGCACAAAGCCAUAGACAGAAGGAUGGAUGAGAUAGAAGCCUGCAGAGUACAGAAAGAACAGCAGCUGAAUGCCCUUCCUGCACACUUGACAGAGACGUUGACUGAAAAGCAACCAUGAAGUAGGUUCAGUUGGUUGCUGCUUUGCAGUUUUCAGUGUUUAGCUGAGAAUAAAAUGUGAUAUGAUUUUCUUUAAGGUGCCUUGAAGUGCUGCAUAACUGUUGCUCUCUGUCCCAGACAUUCCACAUUUAUAACUGAAUUUAAUGCUUCCCUGUAACAGCAUCUAUUAAAGCAUCUCCUUUUAUGAAAAAAAAACACGACUUGGAGGAUUCCUUAACCUUGAAACACAAACAUAAAGUCGCUGAAAACACAACCUGUGGUCAGUUCAGUGUGCACCAUCACAACUUUAACCUUUAUUCAGACUGAAGAGAUCAUCGAUAGCCGAUCUUCUUUUUCAGUGACGUCUGGUCAGAUUACAAAAGCAAAGAAAGAACGACUAAUCAGUCAGCAGGCCUCAGUGAGUACAAUCCAUGGAGUAACGGGUGCUGUUUUCUUUGAUUGCUUCCAACAUCUGAGUCUUCGUGGACAUCAACGGCUCUAAUCUGGGUUUGGACUUUCUGGUUAUAUGUGAAGCAACACAGUCCAGGAUGUCUCUGAAGAUGGAGUUUAAAAGUGUUCUUAAAGGGCUGAGAUCACAUCCAGGGUUUAGUCCAGGGGAGUCAAAUUCAUCUUAGUUCAGGCUCCACCUUCAGUCCAGUUUGAUCUCCAGUGAUCCAGAUCAGUAAAUCCACUGAAUAAUUACCUCUAAAUAACCACAACUUCAAAUGUUUCCUUUGUUUUAGUGCAGAAAAGUACAAAACAUCAUGAACAACUUGAAAUUUCUCAGAAAAUAAAUUCAGUUUCGUCAACA
Acanthochromis polyacanthus (spiny chromis) is the source of this 1569-nucleotide messenger RNA. RefSeq names its product lectin, galactoside-binding, soluble, 2a (gene lgals2a). Lineage: Eukaryota; Metazoa; Chordata; Actinopteri; Pomacentridae. The record is from RefSeq and is a predicted model, not a curated record. The transcript is spliced from 4 exons. Bases 130 to 537 code for a protein of 135 amino acids. Gene Ontology annotation, molecular function: carbohydrate binding; galactoside binding; laminin binding.